CUGACAUCAUCGGCAUGUCAAUCUGUUUCGUGUCGAAUUUCUGCUUCCUCUUUCUUUUUCUUUACGUCGUCGCCUCCGAUACGCGUCGCUUUUGGCAAGUGACCGACUUUCAUCACGAUCCCAACUACACGACGGUCGGAGAUCCAGGAAACGUCGAUAACCGGCGCAUGUGCCAUCGUACAGCCGACUACAGGUCGAAUUCGUCGGCCGGACGGUUCGGCAAUUAUCUCUGCGAUGCGCCGUGGAGUCUGGUUGAGGCGGCCGUCGAGGGGAUGAAAGAAAUCGAGCCAAAUCCCGAUUUUAUCUUGUGGACAGGAGACGACCCACCUCACGUCCCGGUACCAACCCUCAGCAGUCCCAAAGUACUCGACAUCAUACGCAACAUCACCGGUCUCAUUCGUCGACACUUUCCCGACACUCGCGUCUUCCCUGUUCUCGGCAACCACGACUACUACCCAAAAGGCCAAAUGCCUCCAGACAAUCAAAACGAUCCGAUAUAUGAAGCCAUAGCCAACAUGUGGGUCGGAGAUCAAUGGAUCGGGAGUUCAGAAACCGAAUCAUUCGACACAUUCAGACGAGGAGGAUUCUACGAAUCGACAUAUGAACCACCGAAUGGCGGACAGACGUUACGAAUGGUCGGACUCAAUACGGUUUACUAUUAUCAUCAGGAUCUACUGACGAAAGACGUCGAGGAUCCGGCCGGUCAACUUGAAUGGUUGACGUCAGUGUUUGGUGACGCUCAAGAGAAAGGUCAAAAAGUCUAUCUCUUUGGGCACGUUCCACCAGGCAUGUUUGAACGGAAGCGAAACACCAACUGGUUCUAUCUCGAUUUCAACGUUGUGCUUACCCAAUUUAUUAUUGACAGUAGUGACGUCAUUGCUGGUCAGUUCUUUGCCCAUCAGCAUUCAGACAGCUUCAAGCUCUUUUAUGGUGUGAACGAUGAUGGAAAGGGUAGCGGAGUGAUAGGAGUGCCUGCAGGUGUUAUGUAUCUUGCACCGUCGGUGACACCCUGGAAGACGACGUUGAAUGGUGUGAGCGCCAACAAUCCGUCGAUACGUUUGUAUGAGUACGACGCAACGACAGGAGCUGUAGUCAAUAUACAACAAUACUAUAUGAAUCUCACUGAAGCCAAUGUCGAUGGAACGGCGAAGUGGGAGUUGGAGUACAGUGCGACCGCUGCGUAUGGGCUACACAACGUCAACAGCAGUUCGAUUGGCUCAUUGGUCGAAAGCUUUCUGACUAAUCAGAGUCUCUUUAAUAUGUACUACGAAUACAACUCUGUGAGUUAUGCGGACGAACCUUGUGAUGACGAUUGCAAGACGACUCAGAUAUGCUCGAUUAUGUGUCCGUUGUAUGACCAAUAUGCAUCAUGCUUGAACGACCCUCAAAACGCCCGUCAACUGUGUUCGCUCAGAGUCACUCAGUCUGGACCUUCUGACUUUCCAGUUUACGCAGAUGUUUUGAUUGGAGUUGGAGCCGGUCUGAUUAUUUGUGUAUUUGUCUUCGUAUUGCUAUGGAAGGAGGGUAGACAGAGAAGAAAAAUGAUUUUUAGAGUGGACAGUAAAGAGCCAUUACUUUCUCCGACUGACCCAGACUAGAGCAGAUGAAUGCGUUAUGAACAUUUUAGAGCUCGAGACUUGCAUGGUCUCUGCUGUGCAUUGUGGUCAUUUUAAUAUUUUAUUUUAUGUAGGGAACUUCUUGUGAUAAUUUAAGAUUUAGGGUCUCACGUUGAUGUGGUCACAGUAGACGACAUCAGGGACGGAUUGAUAAAACAGCAGACAAUAUCUCUUGUUAUUUGAAUAUUAGCAAACUGUGCCUACUCUA
Corticium candelabrum is the source of this 1824-nucleotide messenger RNA. RefSeq names its product acid sphingomyelinase-like phosphodiesterase 3b. NCBI's taxonomy places the organism in Eukaryota, Metazoa, Porifera, Homoscleromorpha, Homosclerophorida, Plakinidae. The record is from RefSeq and is a predicted model, not a curated record. The transcript has 2 exons. Gene Ontology annotation, molecular function: phosphoric diester hydrolase activity. The coding region runs from base 15 to 1598 and encodes 527 amino acids.